Molecule: messenger RNA, 2529 nt
Organism: Pseudo-nitzschia multistriata
Lineage: Eukaryota; Bacillariophyta; Bacillariophyceae; Bacillariales; Bacillariaceae
Source: the annotation of a GenBank genome assembly
ACUCUAUUCGUUGUURUUUCGAGCCACAGCUGCCCGUACGGGGCAGCAUCCCGAACGCCACACGGUGCAUCUAUUCCGAUGGGUGGCACUGCUGGCUCGCGACCUCCUUCAGGAGAUCCGUGACCAGGUCCAGCGACCUGCGGAGGSCGCGGACUUCGUUCUGGAGCUCCGUCAUCUGGUGCUCGAGCCGCUGGGUGUCCGGGGAAGAAGGGGACCCAAACAACGACCGACCCGCGUAGCUUCCGGCCAGCAGCAGGCACACGGCUGCGAUCGACGAAAGGACCGUGGACCGAUCGAGCGGGCCAACAAGGCUUCCGAAAAGAGCCAGCAAGCCCGGCUCUGCCGUCCCGACGGGAACGGCAUCGUCCUCGGCUUCGUCCUCGUCCUCCUCCCCGUCGCCAGGCUGCCCGCCCAAGGACUUCCGGGCCGCGUUUUUCACGGCGUCGAACAGGCGCAGGUGGACGUUCCUCGUCUCCUCGAUGGUUCCGGACUCGAUCUGGGACCUGAGCAUCGUCCUCUUCUUGAAAUUCACAAAGAGGCCGACCUCGACCUGGACAUCCUUCGCACCUUUCCUCGUCGCUACCCAGCGCAUCUCUACCGCAAAGGUGUCGGCGUACGGAAUGCCAUCGAAUUCCGCGGAAAUCGCAAGGACGCACCGAUCCUUGCCUUCCACCCGGAUGAAAUGCCGCUGCUUCACGAUUGCCACGGGCGGACCGAUGUAGAGGUGGGUGGUACGAUUGAACUUGAAAGUCACGAGACGGUACUGGUCGUAUUCUUCGUUGCACCACUCGUUCCUGAAUCUGGUGUCUUCGGCAAUCUUCCAUUCUUCCGUCGCAACAUCGAAACAUUCCUCUUCCUUCAGCCACGAACCGUAAAAGGAUUCGCCCUCGGAUCGGUCGGCCCAUGCACUUUCAAACAAAGACUCAAUCGACAUAUUUUUKAUCGUCUUGGAUAAGACAAUGUUCAUCUUCUYCAGCGUAGAAUCCGGAGGAACUAAGGAUGAUUUUGCGUCAGCGGCAGUGUUGUCCUUUGGUGUUUCUGACGCCCUGCGCUCGUCACUUUCUUUCUUCAGCCUCUUCAGAUGUGCCACGACCUCGUCCCUGUCCUUGAGACGGCAGAGAAGAAACGAUAAGAUUUCGUUGUCAGAGCGGUAAGAUACAACCAAAUCAGUGUCGUUGUUCGACCCCAUGAAUCCUUUUUCCUUUUCGAUACCCGUGAUAGUAUCCCAUUGCAACGUGAAAUGCUUGUCAGAUGCAAGGAAAUAAAUUGCAUCCUUGGUUGUAUAGAGUCGACCGUAUAAAUUGGAAGUCAAAAGGGUCACCCUUUCCUUUGGACGGUAAGCACAAAGAUGUGUUUCAAGUAUAUCCGGAAUCUUUUCGUCUUUUGGUUUCUUUGACCAAAAGCGCUUAAUGAAUGCCUUCAUUUCAGAGCUCUCCUCGGUAGUAGAGACCUCUUUCUCCCCUAUUUCGGACCUGACAGAAUUGGUGCCAUCGGUCGACGUCUCUGCGGGAGUGCUAUCACUUGGAGAAAUAGAUUGGUCUGAGGGGAUGUCGUUGCAACUAGCAACAUCUCCUUCCUUUAUUUCUUGAUCUAGUGGUUCAAUCUCCAAAUCCAAUGCUGCCAGUGUUGUGACGGUUUCGGUCACCCCCAAAAUCCGACCAACGUUACCAGAUUUGAUAGGAUUUAUCACAAGAGUAUACUCUGUAACCGCAUCAGUUGAAGACAAGGAUGACUGCUCAGCGUUCAAUAUUUUUUCUCGAAAUCUCUUGGACCAAUCUUCCUUGGUCGCCAUCAACGAUUGAAAAGAGGUAUCAAGCUCUUUUGAUACACGAUUUUCAAACGCAUUAGACCGAACCGUAUUCAAUGCAUUCGCACUCUCURUCAACUCUUCAACUGUAUUUUUCAUCUCAGUCCAUCCGAURUCGUCUUCAGAUUCAAUUUUGCGUAUGCGUUCUUUUGUAUACGUUGUAUAGGCAAGCACUGCACUUUUCUUUUUUACCCUCGCUUCCUCCAAUGCGAGCUUGUCAUUUGCUUCUUUCUGGUCUUUUUCGGCCAUGCUAAUCUGCGCAAUCUGGACCAUUGCAUUUUCGGUGAGUUUCUUCAUAGCAUUGCCUCCUUUGAGGAAUGCUAGGCCGACCUUAUUUGGCGUUGAUUGGAUCGCUGAAGCACCGGAUCCAGAUCCAGAGGAAUCGGUCCUUUUUCUCGGUGAUUGUGGAUUCUCGUCCGAAUCUGUUGAUCCCAUUAACGACAACGAAAGACCUGCUUCCUUCGAAGAAGCUCGCUGUCGAGCAAUUUCGACUUGCUGUUUCGUCUGUUUGUAUCUUGAUUCUAAUCUCGUUUCGAAGCGGGCGGCAUCGCAUACCUGUUUCCAUGCAGCAUUGUCUGCAUCAUUUUCGAUUUCUAAAGCUCUUUUGCAUGAAGAGAACCAUUUCUCCAAUUUAGUAAUUUUGAAAGCUACCUCAGAAACAAGCUUUGCUUCAUCCUCAAAUAUUUUCAAUAUUGUUUCCCAAAUAGAUCCAGACUGAGAAG